Molecule: messenger RNA, 2055 nt
Organism: Spinacia oleracea (spinach)
Lineage: Eukaryota; Viridiplantae; Streptophyta; Magnoliopsida; Caryophyllales; Amaranthaceae
Product: protein ENHANCED PSEUDOMONAS SUSCEPTIBILITY 1-like
Exons: 1
Coding region: 113-1534 (473 amino acids)
Source: RefSeq, a predicted model, not a curated record
CUUAAUUUCUCAAUCGUUGUAGAUCUAGAAUAACAAACUUAAGCGUCAUUACAAAGCACAUUACACCAAUAAGAUCAAAUUAUCAUCUUAAUUAAGUUAAGCUUUAAACAAAAUGACACCCAUCAAACUCGUUUCAGAAUCCUUUGUUAAACCAAAACACGAAAUCGAAGCCGCUAAACAACCUUAUCAUUUGGGACCCAUUGAUCUUGUCUUUUUAUCAAUGGAUCCUAUUCAAAAAGGCCUUCUUUUUUUAUUAUCAUCUUCCCAAACCAGCCAUAAUCAUAAUAUCAAUGACAUUACUCGUACCCUAAUCGUGUCUAAUCUAUUAGAAAAGCUCAAACAUUCACUCUCAAUCGCCCUCUUACACUUUUAUCCAUUAGCUGGUCGUUUUACCACACAAAAACAACCUGAACAAAACACGAGCUUUGUCUUCAUAGAUUGCAACAAAGGUCCUGGAGCGAGAUUCAUUCAUGCUACUGCCCUUGACCUCACUGUAUCCGAUGUUCUUUCUCAGGUUGAUGUUUCCGUCACUCAUUCUUUCUUUGAUCUUGGUGAGAAAAACCCAAAUUAUGAUGGUCAUACUAAGGCUUUACUAUCGAUCCAGGUAACGGAACUUUUAGAUGGGGUGUUCAUUGGGUUUAGCAUGAAUCAUAGUGUGGCAGAUGGUACCUCUUUUAUUCAUUUUGUCAAUAUGUUGUCUGAAAUAUAUAAAUCGAAUGAUUAUGAGAUCACGAAGAUUUCACGUGUGCCGAUAUUUAAUUAUAGACCUUGGAAUGUCCAAGUCAUUAAAUUUCCGUUUGUUGAUCCGGAAGAGUUUUUAUGUCGUGGGUAUGAACCCGGCCCGUUGAGGGAAAGAAUCUUCCACUUUUCAUCGAGCUCGAUAGCGAUACUUAAGGCUAAGGCUAACCAAGAACGUGGAACCAGUAAUGUUGUUAUAUCAUCCUUUCAAGCUUUAACCGCGUUUGUAUGGAAGUCAAUCACUCGGGUUCGAGACUUACCACUAGAUCAAAAAACUACUUACUUAUUGGCUAUUGGUGCCAGGGGUCGACUCGAUCCACCCGUUUCAGAUGACUAUUUUGGCAAUAUUCUUAGUUAUGACAAAUGGUCUUGUAAUGUGGGUGACUUAUUUGGUAAUGGACUGGGUUGGGCGGCAAUGAAAGUACAAGAACUUAUUGUGGCCCACACUGGGAAAGAAAUACUUGACGGAUUUAAUGUGUUUGCGAAUACCCCAAUGGUGAUCCCACCAAGUGCUUCAGACCCGAAUUCUGUUGGAGUACACGGUGUGAUAAUUGGAGGCUCAGCAAGGUUCAAUAUGUAUGGGGCUGAGUUCGGGUUGGGUCGAGCAUUGGCAGCUCGUAUGGGUUAUGCGAAUAAGGAGGAUGGAAAGAUAACUGCAAAUUAUGGGUGUGAAGGGGGAGGAAGUGUGGAAUUGGAAAUAUGUUUAAGACCUCAUAUCAUGGCUGCCCUUGAAUCCGAUGAAGAAUUUAUGAGUUUUGUGUCAAUCAAUCCCUCUGUUCCCUUAUGUUCUUCCUAGUUGGAGUCGGAGAGGAGAUUAAGAAAAAUAGAAUCUUGAUAUAAUUGGGUGUAAGAGUAAUUAUUAAAUUUAGAAGAUUCUACUUUUAAAAUAAAUAAAAGAGAGAGAAAUGAAGAAAGAAAGAAAGAAAUGAGAGAUAUUUGUUAAUAAAAUAAGGUGGGUGUACUGAAUGAAUUAGGGGGUGUGAAUAAACUAAAAAAGAUGGGUGGGGAAAUCAAUGAGAAUAAUAUGGCAGGUGAAUGGAAUAAAGAUAAAUAUUGUAGAAUGAAGGCAUUUGGAGAAAAAAAAAAUCUAAAAAAAGAAAAGAUUCACAUUGAAAAAAUAAAAAGAAAUAUAAAUUCAGGAAAAGGGAAGAACUUUUAGAAACGGAAGGAGUAAUUGAUUAUCUUGUCCUCGGGGAUAUGUGUUAAUUAUUUCUCAUAUUACUUUGUAUUUUGUGGGAGUAACAUAUAUCUUUUCAUGUCGUGUUUUAUUAUGAGUAUAUUUUCGUUUUCAGAAACUUUUAUGUUAAAAUAUUAUUC